AUGUCGAAAAUGCGAAUCAUCCUCCAAAGCGUCGCCCCAAGCGAGAUACCCCUUUCCAUUCUUAACCGCGAAGCAGCAUCAUCACAAAACAUCCAAUUUCGCUCCCUUCCUUGUUUACCAAUAGCUCCUUUUGAACCGCAAAGGAUCUUAUGCCCUGUUCAGGUUAGCGAUAAGGCGUAUUGGUGGUUUGGUGUAAUAAGAUUACAUGCAGUGUAUAUUGUGAGGGCUCUGGUCGGUCUUUGGCUGUUACUGGGAUUGCAGCUAUCAAAUUGGACCGUUAGGCUACGAGCUAUGGGGUUUCGGUGA
Sclerotinia sclerotiorum 1980 UF-70 is the source of this 306-nucleotide messenger RNA. RefSeq lists its product with no specific name. The transcript is spliced from 2 exons. The coding region runs from base 1 to 306 and encodes 101 amino acids. The record is from RefSeq and is a predicted model, not a curated record. NCBI's taxonomy places the organism in Eukaryota, Fungi, Ascomycota, Leotiomycetes, Helotiales, Sclerotiniaceae.